AUGUCACGAUCGUCGGCCCUCGGCUCUUUCGUCGAGUCUGCGCCUCCUGGCGAGCUUGCGGACGUCAGCAAGGCAAUCAAGUCCAUUCUCGGCGACGGCAACGUCGAGACGGAGCUUGCGCCCGCUUACGAGAAGUACAACGAGGAGCAAUUCACCACCACGAAGCUCCCCGGCGGCAGCACCGAGAUGCUCGUCAGCCCCUACAACUCCCUCGGCGAAGGACGCUACUACGAUGUCGAGACACAGAGCUCCUUCGACUUCGACCAUGCAGCACAGAAGGCCAGCGCCGUGCAGAGCUACGUAGUGGAGAGCCAGCACGAGGAUCUGGUCAAGAGUCUUGUCAAGAGCCUUGGAACCCACACCUCUGAACACUACCCCAGGUCCUCGCACGGCGUCUUUCCCAUCGAAGACGACUCGCAGCUCGCCCUCGUGACGGUCGCAAACAAGUACUCGCCCUCGAACUACUGGAACGGCCGGUGGCGCUCGUGCUACUUGUACAACCCCUCGAGCGGCAGCUUGACCGGCGCAAUCAAGGUCGAUGUCCACUACUACGAAGACGGCAACGUACGUCUGCUCACCAACAAGGACGUCAGCCUGAGUGUGAGCCCUGGCGCGAGCGCGAGUGAGGUGGUAAGGCAGAUUGCAACAGUCGAGAAGAAGUACCAGGAGGACCUGAACAAGGCUUUUGGCAGUUUGAGCGAGGGCGCGUUCAAGAGCCUUAGGAGACAGCUGCCAAUCACGAGGCAGAAGAUUGAGUGGGAGAAGAUCAGCGGGUACAGAUUGGGGCAAGAUAUCGGUGGUGGUGCGAGGCGAUGA
Molecule: messenger RNA, 816 nt
Organism: Ascochyta rabiei
Lineage: Eukaryota; Fungi; Ascomycota; Dothideomycetes; Pleosporales; Didymellaceae
Product: F-actin-capping protein subunit alpha
Exons: 3
Coding region: 1-816 (271 amino acids)
Biological process (GO): actin cytoskeleton organization; barbed-end actin filament capping
Cellular component (GO): F-actin capping protein complex; actin cortical patch
Molecular function (GO): actin filament binding
Source: RefSeq, a predicted model, not a curated record